This is a messenger RNA of Dicentrarchus labrax (European seabass), 4985 nucleotides long. It is a transcript of the gene ogdhb, whose product is annotated as oxoglutarate dehydrogenase b. The transcript is spliced from 23 exons. Gene Ontology annotation, molecular function: oxoglutarate dehydrogenase (succinyl-transferring) activity; thiamine pyrophosphate binding. Gene Ontology annotation, cellular component: oxoglutarate dehydrogenase complex; mitochondrion. The record is from RefSeq and is a predicted model, not a curated record. Bases 315 to 3383 code for a protein of 1022 amino acids. NCBI's taxonomy places the organism in Eukaryota, Metazoa, Chordata, Actinopteri, Moronidae. Gene Ontology annotation, biological process: tricarboxylic acid cycle.
GUGCCCGAGCGCGCGACUCAGCUCUCCCGCCGCCGCUGCAGUCCGCGUCCAGCUCGCGCUCCGUCAGCACGGGAACAGUGCUGAGUUUGCUCCUCGCUCACCGCACGAGAGGCUCUGGAAGGAAGCAGCGCGAGCGUCUGCAGUGGGAAAAACAGUCAGCAGGAUCCACUGUACGGCCAGCAGGAGAGACGGAGCUGUGGAGCAGCGAGAGGAGCGACCACCGAGGAGCCUGGAGGGUCUUUUUUGACCGGGAUCGUGCGUUUUCCCUCCAGGACGUGAAGGAAGGAGCGAGGAGCUGUGGCUGAUCUGCAGCCAUGCACCGCUUAAGGACUACAGUUGCGAGGCUUCGGCCUUUAACGGCUGCGCAGACGGCCCCGGGCCCGUCGCAGCCCAGACUGCUGCCGGCAGAAGGGGGCUUAAGGACGUUUCAGCCCGCGAGGCGCCUGAACACAUCUGUGGCUGCUGAGCCCUUCCUCAACGGCACCAGCUCUAACUAUGUGGAGGAGAUGUACUACGCGUGGCUGGAGAAUCCCAGGAAUGUGCACAAGUCCUGGGAUAUAUUUUUCCGUAACGCCAACGCUGGAGCGCCGCCCGGUGCGGCCUACCAGAGCCCUCCGCCCCUCAGCGGGUCCUCUCAGGGACUGGCCAGUGUCCAGGCCCGGGUGGCGGCUCAGCCCAACGUGGAGAAGCUGGUGGAGGAUCAUCUAGCGGUACAAUCACUCAUACGAGCGUACCAGGUAAGAGGGCAUCACAUAGCCAAGCUGGACCCUCUUGACAUCAGCUGUGUGGACUUUGACGAUGCCCCGUGUACCGUUGGUUUCCAGAACGUUGGUUUUUACGGGCUCGCUGAAUCCGACUUGGACAAAGUGUUCCGGCUUCCCACCACCACUUUCAUCGGAGGCAAUGAGAGCGCUCUGCCUCUCAGAGAGAUUAUACGCCGCCUUGAGAUGGCCUACUGUCAGCAUAUUGGCGUAGAGUUUAUGUUCAUUAACGACGUGGAGCAGUGCCAGUGGAUCAGACAGAAGUUUGAGACACCAGGAAUCAUGCAGUUCGGUCUGGAGGAGAAGAGGACUCUCUUGGCCAGAAUGAUCCGAUCCACAAGGUUUGAGGAGUUCCUCCAGAGGAAGUGGUCUUCGGAGAAACGAUUCGGCCUGGAAGGUUGCGAGUCGCUCAUCCCGGCCCUCAAGACCAUCAUCGACAUGUCGAGUCAGAGCGGCGUGGAGAGCGUGAUCAUGGGGAUGCCUCACAGAGGCCGGCUGAACGUGCUGGCGAAUGUGAUCCGGAAGGAGCUGGACCAGAUCUUCUGCCAGUUCGACUCUAAACUGGAGGCUGCUGAUGAGGGUUCUGGAGAUGUGAAAUAUCACUUGGGGAUGUAUCACAAGAGGAUGAACCGGGUCAGCGACCGGUACAUCACGAUGUCCCUGAUGGCGAACCCGUCCCACCUGGAAGCGGUGGACCCGGUGGUGCAGGGAAAGACCAAGGCUGAGCAGUUCUACUGUGGAGACACCGAGGGCAAACGGGUGAUGUCUAUUCUGCUCCACGGUGAUGCUGCGUUCGCGGGCCAGGGCAUCGUGUACGAGACGUUCCACCUGUCUGACCUGCCGUCAUACACCACGCACGGCACCAUACACGUGGUGGUCAACAACCAGAUUGGCUUCACCACAGAUCCCAGGAUGGCACGUUCGUCUCCUUAUCCCACAGAUGUCGCGCGGGUCGUCAACGCUCCCAUCUUCCACGUCAAUGCGGAUGACCCAGAGGCCGUGAUAUACGUGUGUAAAGUCGCUGCCGAGUGGAGGAACACUUUCCAUAAAGAUGUGGUCGUAGACCUGGUGUGUUACAGACGUAACGGCCACAAUGAGAUGGAUGAGCCCAUGUUCACCCAGCCGCUGAUGUACAAGCAGAUCAAGAAGCAGAAAGGGGUCCUGAAGAAGUUCGCCGAUAAAGUAAUCGCCGAGGGAGUCAUCACAAUGCAAGAGUACGAGGAGGAAGUAGCUCAGUACGACAAAAUCUGUGAGGAAGCUUACAAUCGCUCCAAAGAUGAGAAGAUCCUUCACAUCAAACACUGGCUGGACUCGCCGUGGCCCGGUUUCUUCACACUGGAGGGACAACCCAAAACUAUGAGCUGCCCUCCCACUGGCAUCAGUGAAGAAGAGCUCAGCCAUAUUGGAAACAUCGCUGCCUCCGUCCCAGUGGAGGACUUCACCAUACAUGGAGGUUUGAGUCGUAUCCUGAAGGGUCGUGCAAACAUGGUGAAUCAGCGGGUGUGUGACUGGGCUCUGGGGGAGUACAUGGCCUUUGGCUCUCUGCUCAAAGACGGGAUCCAUGUUCGCCUCAGUGGACAGGAUGUGGAGAGGGGCACAUUCAGCCAUCGACACCAUGUUCUACACGACCAGAACGUUGAUAAGAGAAUCUGCGUCCCAAUGAACCACAUCUCCCCCAACCAGGCUCCUUACACUGUGUGCAACAGCUCUCUGUCUGAAUACGGAGUGCUAGGUUUUGAAUUAGGCUUCGCCAUGGCGAGUCCCAACGCACUGGUCCUGUGGGAGGCCCAGUUCGGAGACUUUAAUAACACAGCUCAGUGCAUCAUCGACCAGUUCAUCAGCUCGGGUCAGGCCAAGUGGGUCCGACAGAACGGCAUUGUGCUGCUGCUUCCUCACGGCAUGGAGGGGAUGGGUCCAGAGCACUCGUCUGCCCGUCCUGAAAGGUUUCUACAGAUGUGCAAUGAUGACCCUGAUGUUUUCCCUAAACUGUCUGAGGACUUCGCAGUGCGUCAGCUGUACGACUGUAACUGGAUCGUCGUCAACUGCUCCAAUCCUGCGAACUACUUCCACGUCCUCCGCCGACAGAUCCUGCAGCCCUUCAGGAAGCCUCUCAUAGUGUUUACUCCCAAGUCGCUGUUGCGCCAUCCGGAGGCCAAGUCCAGCUUUGAUGACAUGCUGCCAGCCACCCACUUCAGGCGUAUAAUCCCAGACGACGGGCCUGCAGCCGCCAGCCCGGAGAAGGUGAAGAGAGUCAUUUUCUGCUCUGGCAAGAUCUACUACGAACUGACCCGGGAACGCAAGAACAGAGGGAUGGACGACACUGUGGCUGUGGUUCGCGUCGAACAGCUCUCACCGUUCCCGUUCGAUCUGGUGAAAGCGGAGACCGAUCGUUAUCUAAACGCCGACCUGGUGUGGUGUCAGGAAGAGCACAAGAACCAGGGCUACUACCACUACGUCAAGCCCCGCAUCCGCACCACCAUCAACCACACCCGCCCCGUCUGGUAUGCUGGUCGUGAUCCUGCAGCAGCUCCAGCUACUGGGAACAAGCAAACUCACCUCACGGAGCUGCAGCGUCUACUGGACACGGCCCUCGACCUGGAGGCGUUCUCAGGGAAACUGUAACAGUCACACACACCCGCCUGUCGAGCUUUAACCCUUCGCCUACAAUUUGCAUUGAUGUGUUUUUCUUUCCUCAAAUAUACGAACAUAUCAGACCUGUUAUCAGGCGUAAUCUUCAAAAGACGCACAAUGACUUUAACACUGUUACCGUGAAGACCUCAUGUUCACAGUGAUGGACACUAUUAUAGCAUUGAAUGUAUGAAUUUAUACACUAUUAAUUUGUAAGACAAACCCGUUUUUAUCUGCUUUUAUUUAGUUAAUUAUAAAAUAACGUCACCCUGCUCUGCUCCGCACAUCCUGCUGAAAUCCUGCAUCCGUCACCUGCUGAAUAAAUGUUUCAAUUCAUUUAUAUGGCCGAUCCAUUCGGACAGCCAGAGGAAGAACAAUGAUGCGCACAUUUAAAGGAAUGGUUUGACAUUUUGGGAAAUUAGCUUAUUCAUGUGUUGAGAGUUAGAUGAGAUCAGUUAGCUUAGCUUAGCUUAGCUUAGCAAAAAGACUGGAAACAUGUAGCCUGGCUCCGUCCAAAGCUCACUAAUUCACACGUUUAAGUGUAACUACACCCUUCAGUUCUGCAUCAGAGACCUGCAGAGGACGGAGACUUUAGGGGGCGGGGCCUCGACAGACUGACCACAGCAGUGUAGCAGAAACAGCGAGCUGGUAGUCAGAGCUAACAGAGCAGCUGCUGUCAAGACUUUUAAAGUCACUAGAAGCACAUUCACGCCAUUUGUAAAAGUUUCUGCGUGCUACCUGUUUGUAGAUAAGCAAACGGUUAACUCUCCGGUGUAUGUGUGUGUGUCAGUGUGCUUCUACAGCUCAUAAAGUCCGAACCACUGCGCCACAAUAUAAACAUACAAUAUAGAGGGUUAGCAACAGCUUGCGUAACCUCCUGUGAGUGGUCGACUCUAUGCAUUCAGGGUGAUUUAAAGCAGUAGAGGGCGUGUUGAGACAUAUAACUCAGUUUAUGGUGGCGCUCCGCUUUAAUAGUUGCUAAAACCGCCACCUUUAAUACCAUUUCAAUGUAUUGUUGAUCUGCUGUGGUCUCGUCUUCCUCGGCCGCUAAAUAAAUUUCCCAAAAUGUCUGUUCCUAUAAACUGGAUUUACAGUGACCACAUGAGACCUGGCAACCCUGCAGCGUGUACAACCGGAGAUUGGUGAAAACAGAUCAACAACUGAAUGGUUGCAGUAAGAAUAAAAAGGCUUUAUAUUAUAUUUGUCUGCCUUCUGUGUCAGAUAUUUCUCAGUGACUUUAAGGGUUGUUUAUCUCUCGCUGUAUCUUCAUCUAACAUAAACACACCUCUUCUUUUUUUUCCAUUCUUCACAUAUUCUGCUUCAAUUCUUCCCAAAUCUCUAUUUAUUUCCUCCUCCGGGGUUUCACUCGCCGUCCUGCCGCGGUCGCCGUAAACGUCCCCGUUUGUGCCAAAUGUGACAGAUUACUUGAAAUUACACACCGUGUUUCAUUUAGAUAAAGAAAUCAUGCCAGCGACAGCAGUGUGUAACGACACGAUGGGAUUCCUCAGCUCCUCAGAUUGGAAGAAUGUAUUUAUUUUCAUACAGUGUUGUAUGUUUUAUUGUUUUCAAUAAAUGAAGAUUAUAGUUCCUGUUGAA